Messenger RNA from Candidozyma pseudohaemuli, 750 nucleotides. It is a transcript of the gene ADK1, whose product is annotated as adenylate kinase. The record is from RefSeq and is a predicted model, not a curated record. Gene Ontology annotation, molecular function: ATP binding; AMP kinase activity. Lineage: Eukaryota; Fungi; Ascomycota; Pichiomycetes; Serinales; Metschnikowiaceae. Gene Ontology annotation, cellular component: cytoplasm; mitochondrion. Gene Ontology annotation, biological process: ADP biosynthetic process. Bases 1 to 750 code for a protein of 249 amino acids. The transcript has a single exon.
AUGUCCGUCGAAGACCUCAAAUCCACCAUCACCAAGUUGCAAGACAGAAUCCACGCUUUGGAAACCAAGGCUGGCAUUGUCCCAGAUAUCCCAAAGUCCGUGAAGAUGGUCUUGAUUGGGCCUCCAGGUGCCGGUAAAGGUACCCAGGCUCCAAACUUGAAGGAGAAGUUCUGUGCCUGCCACUUGGCCACUGGUGACAUGCUUCGUGCUCAGGUCGCCGCCAAGACCGCUUUGGGUCAGGAGGCCAAGAAGAUCAUGGACCAGGGUGGUCUUGUUUCCGACGAGAUCAUGGUCAACAUGAUCAAGUCCGAGUUGGAGAAUAACCAGGAGUGUAAGAACGGUUUCAUCUUGGACGGUUUCCCAAGAACCAUUCCUCAGGCCGAGAAGUUGGACGACAUGUUGAACGACAGAAAGACCCCAUUGGAGAACGCUGUCGAGUUGAAGAUCGACGACGAGUUGUUGGUGGCCAGAAUCACCGGUAGAUUGGUCCACCCAGCCUCUGGUAGAUCUUACCACAAGUUGUUCAACCCACCAAAGAAGGAGAUGAUUGACGACGUUUCUGGCGAGCCUUUGGUCCAGAGAUCUGACGACAACGAGGACGCUUUGAAGAAGAGAUUGGUUACCUACCACAAGCAGACCGAGCCAAUUGUCGAGUACUACAAGAAGACCGGUAUCUGGAGCGGCAUUGACGCUUCCCAGAAGCCUACCAACGUGUGGGGUGACAUCUUGAAGUGCUUGGGCCAGAAAUAG